CACUGGAUCCCUGGCCAGCGCGCAGCCUUCCCAGCACCGGCAAGCAGUGUCUUGGGAAUUCUCACUUGCUUCGGCUCAUUCUCUUUCACAAAAACCACUGGAUCUUACAUGCUUCUGUAAUCCCCACUUCCACUCCAUGUCCCCAUGAUCCUGUACCAGCAACAGGACAAGUUCUCUGGAUGUCAGCUGAGUUACUAAGGUAACUUUGCUGGUCAAAAGAACCCCAAGGUUCUUGGAAGCAUCCAUCUCUCCUCAUUAAUAAAUAUAUAUAUAUAAAUAAUAUAUAUAUAAUUUUUUUGGUGUGUCUUCACCGAACAUUCAAAACUGUUUCUUCAAAGGGUUUUGCAAAAACUCAGACUGUUUUCUAAAGCAGAAACACUGGCGUCCCCAGCGGAAGCAAUGGGCAGUGUGCGAACCAACCGCUACAGCAUCGUCUCUUCGGAGGAAGAUGGCAUGAAGCUGGCCACUAUGGCAGUUGCCAAUGGCUUUGGGAAUGGCAAGAGUAAAGUCCAUACCCGACAACAGUGCAGGAGCCGCUUUGUGAAGAAAGAUGGGCAUUGCAAUGUUCAGUUUAUCAACGUGGGUGAGAAGGGACAGAGGUACCUGGCAGACAUCUUUACUACCUGUGUCGACAUCCGCUGGAGGUGGAUGCUGGUUAUCUUCUGUCUUGCAUUCGUGCUCUCCUGGUUGUUCUUUGGCUGUGUGUUUUGGUUGAUAGCUCUGCUCCACGGGGAUCUGGAUACUUCUAAAGCGAGCAAAGCAUGUGUGUCUGAGGUCAACAGCUUCACGGCUGCCUUUCUCUUCUCCAUCGAGACCCAGACAACCAUUGGCUAUGGUUUCAGGUGUGUGACAGACGAGUGUCCAAUUGCUGUCUUCAUGGUGGUAUUCCAGUCAAUCGUAGGCUGCAUCAUUGACGCCUUCAUCAUUGGCGCAGUCAUGGCGAAGAUGGCAAAGCCAAAGAAGAGAAAUGAGACUCUUGUCUUCAGUCACAAUGCUGUGAUUGCCAUGAGGGAUGGCAAACUCUGUUUGAUGUGGAGAGUGGGUAACCUUCGAAAGAGCCACCUUGUGGAAGCUCAUGUCCGGGCACAGCUUCUCAAAUCUAGGAUCACUUCAGAAGGGGAAUAUAUCCCUUUGGACCAGAUAGACAUCAAUGUUGGUUUUGAUAGUGGAAUUGACCGCAUAUUUCUAGUGUCCCCCAUCACUAUCGUUCACGAAAUAGAUGAAGACAGCCCUUUAUAUGACUUGAGUAAGCAGGACAUUGACAAUGCAGACUUUGAAAUUGUUGUCAUACUGGAAGGCAUGGUGGAGGCCACCGCCAUGACAACUCAAUGCCGGAGUUCGUAUCUGGCCAAUGAAAUUCUCUGGGGUCACCGCUAUGAGCCAGUGCUCUUUGAAGAGAAACACUACUAUAAAGUAGACUAUUCAAGAUUCCAUAAGACUUACGAAGUACCUAACACCCCCCUUUGUAGUGCCAGAGACUUAGCAGAGAAGAAAUACAUCCUUUCAAAUGCAAAUUCAUUUUGCUAUGAAAAUGAAGUUGCCCUAACAAGCAAAGAAGAGGAGGAUAGUGAGAACGGAGUUCCAGAGAGCACAAGUACAGACUCACCUCCUGGCAUAGAUCUCCACAACCAGGCAAGCGUACCUCUAGAGCCCAGGCCCUUAAGGCGAGAAUCGGAGAUAUGACUGGCUGAUUCCGUCUUUGGAAUACUUACUUUGCUACACAGCCUGAUGUUGGUCAGAGGUCCGAGACAGUUAUACAGACCAUGGUACCGGUCAAGAGGUGGGUGAAGGCAAGCAGCCACAAGAGACUAAGGCUAGCACAAAGGUUCAAAGGAAAGACUAAGCUGGAUGACUGAUGUAAAGUGCUUUGCAGGCCUCCAAGAGACAUGAUGGCACAUAUCUGUUGUAGUAUAAGUUAUGGGGUUUUUAAUGUAUUGUUUUGUGUUUUUACAAAACUUGAAUAUGCAGGCAAGCCUCCGUUUGGGUACAUGACUUACCUGGAAUGCUUCUCUUUAGGGGAACAAGAGUGAUUUUAAUGGCAUAACAUAGGCAAGACUCUGCCUUAAUAUUUUGAAAAGCUGCUAACUACAUGAACACAAACUGUAUUUUUGUUUUGCAGUGUAGUUUAUCUUUUACAUAACGUUAAGACGUCAGUGUUGAGCAUUGUUGAAAGCGCACAGUGUGCUUUAAAGCAUCAAGUAUUUGGCUAUUAACUGCCAAAAAUGAAAGCCUGAUUUUCUGAGGCCAGUAAUUUGUUUGCUAAAAAUUGAUCUCUCUGUCUACCUGUCAGUCUCUCUCUGUCUCUCUCUGUCUCUGUCUCUCUCUCUGUCUCUCUCUCAUUACAUAAUAGCAUUAUAUAACACUAGCCAAAUGAUAGCCUCUGGGUUUUAUACUUUUCUUUUCCACAAUGCUAAUAGGUUAUCUCAAACUUUCAGUUAGACGACCUUAAAUGAAUACCAAAGAUAAUGCACAUUGUUUUUUUGUUUUUGUUUUUGUUUUGUUUUGUUUUUUGUUUUUUGUUUUUUGCACAUGGAGGUUAUAUUUUUUAAAAGACACAAAGCUCCUCCACGGAUUGUCUUGGAAAUCCAGAGACACCAUCUUUGAACUUCAGCAGAGUGUGAAGCAGUCCGUUCAUUUUUGCACUAUAGUCUGAAAAGAACACCAAAGUCUGGUUAAUGUAGUGUGAUUUCGAGUCUGUUCUUUUGUGCUUCUUUCUUAUUUUGAGGGGAGGAGGGAAGCAUAGGUCACAGUUACAUAUGCACUAUAACCAAUAUUUUUUCUUUCCCUGAUAGGUAGCACUGGUCAGGAUAAUGUACUCAAAGUGGGGUGGGGGAGAGAGAGAAAGAGAGAGAGAGAGAGACUUGGAUUUUUCUGGCCUUUUCUCUCUUAGCACAUUCCAAUGUUUGUUCCAUAAGAUCAGAUCUUGGUUGAACUUUGUUGGUAACCUGGCACUUUCCAAACUGUCACCCAGCAGGGAAGAUGAACAGAUUUCAAAUUUUGCAGCUGAGUCAUAGCCUUGACUGCCAGGGCAUUUCUAGCUCCGUGUCACAUUAAGAUGUCUGGCCUCUAGGCUUGUCCUUCUAAGGUCUCUGCAGAGAGAGAGAGAGAGAGAGAGAGAGAGAGAGAGAGAGAGAGAGAGAGANAGAGAGAGAGAGAGAGAGAGAGAGAGAGAGAGAGAGAGAGAGAGAGAGAGAGAGUUCAAUGCAGCAAUCCACUUUACAGGUGAGAGGGAAGUUGCCUUUGUCAUGACAGAGGGUAAGAGGGACUGUUUCAGUAUUUUAGGUCUUAGUGAGCCAUAUAAACACAACAUAAUUACAAGCUAAGGAGUUAAGAAUCUAAAGGGUUAGUUCUCUCUCUGUAAACAUUCAUGAUUAAUGCCAGUGGGUCAUUGUCUCUUGGAAAGUCUCAGAGCACAUUGCCAAGGACACAUAAUUUUCUAGAAGCCUCUUUUACCAAUUCACCUGCCUUUAUAAAAACCUCCCUCCCUUCCCCCAACACUAGUUCAAUCAUUCAAUUCUCCCUCCCUUCCUUUCUCUUGGUUUUAAUGUUCUCUACUUGUAAACCCCGGGGCUGCUGAAUUUCCUUUUUAGUUGGCGUCUCAAAAUCAACCCUCUAAUGGUAUUACACCCUAAUAUGCCAUUAAAAAUCAGCUUGUUCUAGAACCAUGUAUUUUAUUUAGCUUGAUGUUUGUGCCGGUCUGUGGCUUGUGAGCCUCUGUAUCUGGAUACAGUGCCUGUAAGAAACGUUGACAAUUUCUGCUGUUUUCAACUUUCUAAGUCAAUGGAUUUGAAAACUGUUGGUGUUAUGGAAAUCAAGAGAGAAGCGUCGAGAAAGUGUACAUCUGGGAUUUUAAGGCAGGGUUGCAAGUUGCUUAAAGAGUUUGCCUGGUUGGGGACAGGGAGAAGUCACAGGAGAGAACACAGACUGGCUUCUGACAGUGUGAGGCUAUGGAAGGCUUCAGAUGCUGCUAUUAUGGUGAUUUGCAAAGUAAAGUAAUCAAACCAAAGAGUAUUCAGUGGAAUGUCAAUCAAAUGAAGAUGCAGUAGUGAGUGGGGCUGACAACCUGGACUGACCCCAAUCACAAAAAGGCUUGAGUUAUUUGAAAAG
Mus caroli (Ryukyu mouse) is the source of this 4107-nucleotide messenger RNA. It is a transcript of the gene Kcnj2, whose product is annotated as potassium inwardly rectifying channel subfamily J member 2. Gene Ontology annotation, biological process: potassium ion import across plasma membrane; regulation of monoatomic ion transmembrane transport. Gene Ontology annotation, cellular component: plasma membrane. NCBI's taxonomy places the organism in Eukaryota, Metazoa, Chordata, Mammalia, Rodentia, Muridae. Gene Ontology annotation, molecular function: inward rectifier potassium channel activity. The record is from RefSeq and is a predicted model, not a curated record.